GUGGAUGAGCCGUUUGAACGACUUCUUUCAGCGAGCAACCGGACCGGUCGAGACGUUUACGACUCAUACGCGACAGCGCUUGCUCAGAGGACAAUGGAUGGAUGGCCAGUUCAAGCUCCCCUUCUGCAUGGUGAUCGGGCUUGGAGCGGUCAAGAGGGAGUACCUCAGGGCGUUCGGGCUCCAGUGCAACAGUCAUCCCUACUUUCUGGUGAUCGUGUUCGUAGAGAUCAAGGGGAUUAUGUAUGGGGAGUCUUGGAUGGGAGAUCAGGCGGCGUUCGGUUUGAUGUACCUGGCAAAGAAGGUGAAUAUGGGCCUCGUGGAUCUCGCAAUAGAAGUGGGAGCAGGGAGCGGAAUGGUGGCAGCCCCCACUACAGGGGGAAACCCCUUGGAGACCUUGGUUGCUGGGAUUACGCAGAUCCAGCAAGUUCUUCUUCGUGGCAAGGCUUCAGGUGAGACCUCAGAGUUUGACCCUUCCAAGGCUGUUUCGGAGUUCCCAAAGCUUGCCGAGAACACCCCAGAGAGCGGAGCCAUAGAUUUUCAAGAUUGGCUUUAUCUUGUGGAGCAGCAGGUUGGAAGUUUGGCAGCCGGAGCUUCAACGUGGUGGACAGGGAUGCUGGAAGCAGCGAUGCAAGCAUACUCAGCGUACCAGGCGGCGACCCCUAUCCAACGAUUGACUGUUAAGGCUGAACUGCCGUUUGAGUGGGAGGACGAGAAGUACUCCAAGCUUGAGAAGCGUGUGGCGGCCUUGAUGUUAGGUGCUCUACCUCAACAGAUGAAGGAGGAGAUGGUGUCGUAUAGGGUGCGGCGAGUGCAUCAGCAGCUAUUCAGGCUGCUGAUAAACUACCAGCCGGGCGGAAGUACUGACAGAGCGUUGGUCUUAGCUCAGUUAGAAGCUAAGGAGGUUUCAGCUGAUCCCGGCGAGGUUGUGGCGGCGCUGAGGAAGUGGUUCAGGUGGCUACAGCGAGCUCGUGAUCUUCAGCUGUCUUUACCGGACCCCUCAGUGCAGAUAAGAUCGCUGACGAUUUUGGUGAAGCGCUUGGCGGAAAAGAACCCGGAUCUCCAGUUUAAGAUCUCUUUGGCCAAGACGGAGCUGCGUGUGGAAAGCAGACCGAGCCAGGAGACGGCGUUGAAGUUCUUUCAGCACUUGCUUGCAGAGAUUGAGCAGAUGGGGCCCUCGAGAUCUAUUAAUCGGGGCAAUAACACCGCCUCCGCAGCAGCAACCUCAACGACUCCGGCAGGGGAUCCCAGAACUAAGAGUGCUCACGCUACGCCUACAAGGGAGAUGCCAACAUCACCGAAGGAGGGCAAGGGCGAUGGAAAGGGAAACCCAUGCAAGUGGUUUCUGAGCGAGCAAGGUUGUGGGCGAGGGCGUUCAUGCAAGUUCCUUCACGACUGGACUCAAGUUGUUAAGGCCGAGAGAUGUUUGGUUUGCGGGUCCAAGCUGCACAAAGUACGAGACUGUCCGCGCAAGGACCUGGAGCCAACCAACAAUAGCCUAGCCCCAAAGGGACUCAACAAGAAGGAGUUGAAAGCCUUAUCCUCGACCUCUACCCCUUCGACAUCUACUACUUCGGCACCCACAACCACGGUGAGUCCGCCGCCCCCUCCAUCGCAGCCCGUGGCGGCAAUGACACCGGCAGCUAAGGCGGCAGCGGAUCCGCCGCUGCCCGUGAGCAACGAAUCCUUGCGGGAGGUGUUGGCUGAAACCACCAAGGUGCUAAAGGCGCUGGCACCAACCCCAGACACUGCAUCCUCCCUUGAUCGGGGCCAAGCGGCUGUACAAGAUCCACUACAACUUCUUUCGCGACGAUUGCAACGGAUUCAGCUGGCCAAGGUUGAGGAGAAGGUUGCACUACUAGAUUCUGGGGCGAGCCAUGCAUACCGCAACGCGAGGGGCCAGUGUGACACCUUAGUCCCACUUGGACAGCUUGUGGAAAUCCUGGGGUGCAAAGUGCGGUGGACCAAGGGCAACUUGGUGGUCGUUCAGAGUGAGAAGGUGAUGGAGUGGUUUGAGCAUUGCCAAAAGUAUGUGGCCUCAGGAUUGCCCUUGGGGACAAUAGCUACAGCUGCCGAGGAGGUACCUACCAAAGAUGCAGAUGGAUGGAUGGCGAUGACAGAGGCCUCGGGAGCCAAGGUAGAUGUGGACCUACGCAACUCGAACCUCCUAGACCUCAACAAGUCCAAUGGGAUAUACAAGGAGGAGGCGCUGAUUGUCAAGAUGUUGGUUUUGGCUAUGGUUGCAAUGGAAGGUUCUACGGGCUCAAACAUGGACUUGGACGGCUUGAAGGGACUUACCAGUACUACGAACACGUCGGGCGUAUGGACCGAUGAGUUUGUGAAGUGUGUUGUUGCAGCCGUGAAUGCCUGGAAUGGAUUCUCGCUCGGGGAAUCCAUCCUAUGUUCCCUUGAAGUUGGUCAAGAUCCCGGUGCUUCCUUGGGGAAGAUGACGGCAAAGGAGUGGCCUCAGCGGGCAGACCUCAUCGGCGUGUAUCCCGCAGAUCAGCCUAUGUCCUCUCGGCAGACGUCGCGGGAGGACACUGGGGCUGGAAUCGGGGACUUGUUCUUGGAAGAGGACGAAGAGAUCGCUGAGCCGCUACGUGGUCGGAAGUCUUCCGAUGUUCUACGCGCACUACAGGAGGUGUACAUUGAUGUCAAGAUGUUGGGACUGCCAGUUUGCCGACUACAUGCCGACAGGGCCAGGGAGUUCAGGACUGCAGCGGUUAUGGAAUGGGCCGCAGCACGAGACGUUCAGAUUACGAGAACCGAAGGGGACUCGCCGGCUCAGAAUGGCGUGGCGGAGCAGGCGGUGAAGUACAUUAAGUCAAGGACAAGGAUCUUGCUGUCCUCAGCUCAAGAGCGAAGCGGUCGUGAGGCCAAGGAGGUGAAAACUUGGUGGCCAAUGGCGGCCGAAACAGCUGCGCUUCGUCAACGAUCCUUGGUGUUUGGACAAGAUCUAAAUCCUCCAGCGGGGUUUGGAAACCAGGUCUACGUGAAGAGGAAGAAGUACGGAGCUGAGGCUCGAGACUUAGACCCCAAAUGGGGAAACGCGGUUUACCUUGGACCUGCUCGAGAUGUUCCUGGAGGCCAUAUUGUUCUAACGGAAGACGAUCAUUUGUGGAAUACGUGCAAUGUUCGGCAACUUCCAGAUGUUCCUAUGGAGCCAGACCCCUCUACGCUGGCUACGCGGAGACGAGUGGUUGGAAAGAAGCCGCCUCCUGCAGUAAUUCCUCUUGGCCACGCAAGGUCAGCAAGGGCAGACCCGGCGGGUUCUAUCUCGUUGAGCAGAGUACUAUGUGAAACUGAGAAAGUUAAAGACAAGAAGUCUGUAGCCCGAAUGGAGUUCCUACCAGCCGGAGAUCACAUGAAGUCACUGGCCCAGGUGUCGUGGGAGAGGGAAUGGUUUUCCUUGGAUGAUUGCUUACAUUUGCUGGAAGAUACCCCGUUUCGCAAGCCGAACCAGACGAGGGUUGCCAAUGCGUGGGGUGAUCCCGGACCAGAUGUCUAUGUGGCUUUUGGUGCUUAUCAACAUGGAGGUUUUGUGGGACUGACUAAGGCCACUGAACACUUCGAGUACCUCACAAAGUAUCUGGUGGGCUUCCUCAAGCAUCACGCUGGAGCCGGUGAUCCUUUUACCAGUGUUGUGGUGGCGCGUAAUUUGGGAACGAAGCUGCACAAAGAUAAGUACAACAUCCAUGGCCGUCGAAACAUUACGAUCUCCUUCGGCAGCUUCGAUGGAGGAGGUGUUUGGAUAGAAGGAGAGCAUGGGGAUUAUCCACGACAAGAACAACAACUUCCAAAUGGAGAUGUGGUUUGUGGAACGGUCCUACAAAGCAAAGACGCGAUCUUGAAGUUCGAUCCGAGGAGGUGGCACAGCUCUAUGCCGUGGACGGGAACGAAGUGGACAGUGAUUGGUUACUGCAAUCGUGGGAUCAAUCGAAUGGAGCCCAGGGAUGUUCAACGCUUGGAGAGCUAUGGAUUUCCUCUUCCAGAUGUCCCAACAGCUACCUUGAGCAGUAUGAGGUCAAUAGACGACGUCAUUGAGUACGACUACUGCGAAACGGAGGAUGAGGAGGAGUACUAUGACAUCGAGACCAUUGGCGAAGAAAGGUUGAUGAGGUUGCGCAGGCUGUUGGAUGAGGAGGAGAGGAUUGAAUCAUGUCGGCCCAGAUCGGAGAACUCAGAGGAGAUGGAAGCAGUGAAUUUGGUGAAUGUGAGGGCAAUGAAGUUAUGUGAACAGCUGGAGGCUAAGGACUUGGAGCACUACGACGGAGCUGACCCUACGGAUGCCGUGGAAUGGUUUCGUUUGUGCCGCUUGGUGGAGGGAGGAGAGCAACAUGGAGUCGAAGAUCUUUUACGACACUUGGAGGAGCCGUUACAGGUGGUGUAUACUAUGACGUUGGGGGAGGUUAUUGCGGAUGGCGUUACAAAGCCGCAGGAUCAAACAGAGUCCUUCGAUG
Molecule: messenger RNA, 4457 nt
Organism: Symbiodinium necroappetens
Lineage: Eukaryota; Dinophyceae; Suessiales; Symbiodiniaceae
Source: the annotation of a GenBank genome assembly